AUGAAGGACCCUGUCAAUGAUCCUCUGGCCGUCACUUUAUUCAUUGAUUUUUUGGCCAUACGAGCUGGAAAUUAUGAGUACUUGAGUGAUUUGUUCGAGAACUAUGGAGUGAGUGAAAACAGACAAGAUUAAUCCCAAUUUUUUAGAAAUUAAAAAAUUGGGAUAUGUUGCCGAAUUUCUUAUACAAUGUUUCGUUUGCAUAUCACAAAUUGUUUGAAAAAACGGGUGACGAGAAAUGGAAGAGGAAGGAGAAGGAACUUGUGAAAACAGCGUUAAUUAGAUUCCCCAGCUUUGUUGGUGCUCUGGUAGAUCGACUGGGCCUAGAGCCGAGCGACGAGGUCAAGAAGUCUGGCCACUUUGAUACAAAACUAAGGUAAUUCGUCACUGCUUUUAUAAUAUUUAGAUUUCUCUUCAGGUGCCCUAAAGGGAUAAGAAUCCUGGUGAAUAUAGUUUUGAAACAUUCCUUCGACUUUUGGAGCCAAGGCUAUCAACUUAAAUGGCUGCAAGAAAACGCGACCGAGUUUUCGAAACACUUGAAAGAGUACAGAAAAGAGGUCACGGAAUGGGAUGCGCAGUAAGUUUGCUUUCGGAAACUUCACUUCACGUUUAAUGUGGACGAAAGCACACUAUCGAUUGUCAAAGAUAUUUUACAAGGAAAAUACUUUUGUGGGAUCUCCUACUUUUGAACGGCACAUAUCUUAAAAAAUACGAAUAUGUAAAAAUUAGCUGCCCAAUUUUGGGUUUUAGGGGAACCACUGUUAAGGUGUACUCUUACUCAAAUGUUUUGAGGUUAAUUAGUAAUUUAAAAAAAAAUUCUUUGAGUAAUGGAUAUAGGGGUUUUCGGUGGCGUUGAUCUUGAAAAUUGUAUCCGUUUCUUCUGAAUUUUUGCCUAUCUUCCUCAAUUCUUUAAGAUAAAUGUUUUAAUUGGUAAAAACUUGGUCAAACUUGUAUGAUAUUGUAUGAAAACUUAUGACGCUUUUUCCGUCUUUACAGCGAAAAUGACACUACUGCUUAAGCAAAAUUGUAAAAUUCAGAAAAAAGUGAUGAUUUUCGAAAUCAGCGCCAUCGAAAACCUUACCCCACCCUUCCCCCGCCCUCCUCUUUCUUUUUUUUAGCGGACCUUUCCGUACUCAAUCGUGCCUUGACCUAUAGCUCCAUACCGCCAGAGAAGUACUUUUCUUGUAAAAAAGAUCAAGGGUUCGUUCCGGCUAGCCAAGAGUAGGGUUCGGAAAAUUAGGGUAUAUUUACCACGCGGGUAUUUAUAAAAUUACCCUAAAUUUGCCCAAUGUACUAUCAAUAUGAAGUCGUUUGCAACUUAUUCAUUAACUUAAUCACGUUUGGAGCGCGGGUAUUUGGGUAUAUACCCCGUCUGAACCCUAGCCAAGAGUAAAACAGCCAAAGGUUUUUUCAAAAAUUCUAUUUGUGACGAAACGCCACAUCGAUUAAGUCAUGGGCAGGAAAUAGCUUCAUCUGAGCAGGAUUGAUGUGCACUUGUUUAUCGGAUAUUUAAAAAAGUGAAAAUUAGAGGGAUUUUGAUCGCACCCUAUCAAUAUGUUGCAGAUGUGUACGCGUGUUUGUUGGAUUACCCGUCAACGUGAAGCGACAUGCCUUGCUGAUUGGUGUUGACCCUGAGACAGAAGAAGAGAAAGAUUUCUUCGACCCAUUCCCCCCGAACCCAGUAGUGCCAACUCAUGAUCAGGCACAGUCUCAGGGGUCUUUGACGGGAGUGAUUCGAAGCCAGUUCGACGGAUUGAUGGCGUCGCUUCACAAUGCCUUAGAUCAGGUAAGUGAGAAUGUGGGUUUGAUGUAUUCGAAACAAAGGACGAGUAGGGCGACCGCACUCAUGUAGAGAAAGGCACAUAGUACAACAGCCGUGCUGAAAGAAUAAAAAUUGGAUUUUGGUUAAGGACAUGAAGUUACCUAACAAGGGAAGUCACUUUGUAAAACGACUGUUAUAGUGAUGGAGAGGGUGAAACGGGGAUAUCGAAUUUCUUCGGAAGGAAAAAUCAUUCCGAGUAACUUUUUGGUCAAACUUGCCGAUUAUCUCGGCCCGGAGGCCGCUAGAGGUAGCGGUUUUCAGAUUCGACAUCCCCGUUCCACCUCCAUCUCACUGAAGUGCACUUUACUAGGCGAGCCAAAAAGUCUUGAAAUGUCUUCGCAUUGUGCGGGCGCAUGAAUUCGGCGCACUGUGCAGACAUGUCAAGACUUCUUGGCCCGCCUCACAGCAGGAUGGCGUGAAGUCUGACCCCGGUAGGUCAAGUUUUUCUGUCUCGAAAAAAAUAUUUUAAUUUUUUCUCGGUCAAUUUUCAACGCUGAAACGGAUUUGCUUUUUUGAUAACCUACUGUAUCAUGGAUUACUGUAACAUGAAACUAGCUCGGGCUUUCAGAAGCAAACUUUUUAUGGCCGAAUUUUUUUGCGGCCGAACCGGCGGGUUGGUAUGUUACAGUAAUCCGAAUGAGUCGGAACCAUUUUUUUAAAUCUACGAGUGCGAAAACAUAAGUAUUCACAAUUUUAUGGAUGUCGUAUGUUCGUUACUGAUUUAUGGGGGAUUACUGUAUAACCAAUAAGUUGUAAAAAUAACUGGGUUAACGGCCGAAGUAGGCAAAACUGUUUAGCGAUGGGUUUUUAGGACGAGUACGGUCACAUUAAAGAAAAAAACCCGAGAUCGAAUUUUUCUAUGUCAAGGGCUGCUACACUCACAAAUCGUGUUUCAAAGCUUGAUCAAGGAGUUCAUCAAAAUAAAGACUUACGUUUUCAUUUUAACACCUUCAACAUGUCGCACACGCUCUCGAGGAGCAGGGUCGUCACUAGUACUCACUAAAAUCGACCGGUUCAUAUCAUCACUUCAUACUUAAAGUGAACGGUUUUGUUUAGGAACCCACCUUAGCCCCUCCCCCAACCUCUAAUCCUCCUAGAUUAAUAUGAGACGGACUCACGGAUGGCCCUUCUUGAGUUAAACAUCGUUUCUAUUGCAGAUCCAGCAGACCUCAGCUAAUACGGGCGAUGACGAUGUUCCCUUGCCAAACGGCCAAGAAGAGGGACACUGA
Molecule: messenger RNA, 3048 nt
Organism: Bursaphelenchus xylophilus (pine wood nematode)
Lineage: Eukaryota; Metazoa; Nematoda; Chromadorea; Rhabditida; Aphelenchoididae
Source: the annotation of a GenBank genome assembly